CUCACACUUGACGGCCAUUUUUGUACAGAAAUCAUCGUGCGUACCACGAGGUGCGAUUGGUACUAAAACACUUCUGAAGCGUCCUAAAUAUCGUUUAAUUUAGGUGGACUUGUAGUUCAAAUGUGAAACGAUUGAAACCAUGCCUUCUUCGAAUCCUCUUCCUCCCAAGGAGAAUGCGCUCUUUAAGAGAAUACUGAAAUGCUAUGAACAGAAGCAGUACAAGAAUGGACUCAAGUUUUCCAAGCAAAUUCUGUCCAAUGCAAAGUUUGCCGAACACGGAGAAACCCUGUCAAUGAAAGGCCUCAUUCUGAAUUGCUUAGGCAAGAAAGAAGAAGCUCUAGAGCUGGUGAAGAGAGGCCUUCGGAAUGAUCUCAGGAGUCAUGUCUGCUGGCAUGUAUUUGGUUUAAUACAGCGAGCAGAGAGGAAAUAUGAUGAGGCUAUCAAAGCCUAUAGAAAUGCACUGAAAUGGGACAAGGAGAAUCUCCAGAUCCUACGGGACUUAUCAUUGCUUCAGAUUCAAAUGAGAGAUUUAGAAGGAUACAAGGAGACAAGAUAUCAGUUGCUUCAUUUGCGACCAGCUCAAAGAGCAUCCUGGAUUGGAUACGCUAUGGCCUUUCAUCUCUUGAAAGAGUAUGACACCUCGCUCAAUGUUCUAGAAGAAUUCAGAAAAACACAACAGGUGAAAUCGUAUGACUAUGAACAUAGUGAGUUUCUUCUCUAUAUGAAUCAAGUUAUGAGAGAAGCUGGUAUGCACGAAGAAGCACUGAAUCAUCUCAUUCAAUACCAACAACAAAUAUGUGAUCAAGUCUGUCUGCAAGAAACUAAAGCGGAUCUGCUGUUAAAGCUUGGCAAAGCAGACGAAGCAAGGCAGAUCUUUGAGCACCUCCUGGAGAGGAAUCCUGAGAAUUGGGCAUACUAUGAAGGCCUUGAGAGAAGUACCAAUGCAACUACCGAGGCUGAGAGAUUAGCCAUCUAUACUACUUACAUGGGCAAAUAUCCAAGGGCAGCAGCACCCAAGAGAUUGCCUCUCAAGUUUGUGACAGGUGAAGAGUUUGACAAGAUGCUAGAUGAAUACUUGAGGAAAAUGUUCAGGAAAGGGGUUCCUCCUGCCUUCACCAGUCUACGAGGACUCUACAAGGAGCCUGCUAAGGUCGCUGCAAUAGAAAGGAUGGUCCUAGGCUACAGGGAAUGCCUAGACUCCAUUGGAAGGUUUAGUAAAGAAGACCCUACAGAAGGAGAUUGUGAACCACCGACAGUACUUCUAUGGACAUUAUACUUUCUUGCUCAGCACUAUGAUCACUUAGGCAACUUGGAGAAGGCUUUUGAAUUCAUUAACAGGGCCAUUGAACACACCCCAACUCUCAUAGAACUCUUCAUUGCCAAAGCUAAAAUCUACAAGCAUGCAAGGGAUGCCAAGAAGGCUGUAGAAUGUCUUGAUGAAGCCCAGUCCUUGGACACGGCAGAUCGCUAUGUUAAUUACAAAUGUGCUAAGUAUAUGCUGAGAGCUAACAUGAUCAAGCAAGCAGAGGACAUGUGUAGCAAAUUUACACGAGAGGGUGUACCAGCUGUUGAAAACUUGAAUGAAAUGCAAUGUAUGUGGUUUCAAACGGAAUGCGCCCUCAGCUACCAGAGACAAGGCAUGUACGGCGAGGCUCUCAAGAAAUGCCAUGAAGUCGACAGGCAUUUUACCGAAAUAAUUGAAGACCAGUUUGACUUUCAUUCGUACUGUAUGAGGAAGAUGACGUUACGAGCCUACCUCAGCCUGUUGAGGUUAGAAGACGUUCUGAGAAAUCAUAGGUUCUACUUCAGAUGUGCAAAGAUAGCAAUAGAGGUGUAUCUCAGGUUACAUGACAAGCCACUGGCAGACUCUGAUGCAUCAGACGACAUUGACACAGCAAAUCUCACCCCUAAGGAACUGAAGAAGCUUCGGAGUAAGCAGAGAAGAGCGCAGAAGAAAGCUCAACAGCUCAAGGAAGAAGAGGAAAGGAACAAAGCUCAUGAGAAACAAGGAAAGAACAAGCAUGACCCUGACCUUGAUGGGCCAAAGGAAGAAGAACUAGUACCAGAUAAACUGGCAAGGAUUGAAGACCCACUGGAACAAGCUAUCUAUUUCUUGAAGCCAUUACAAACUUUAGCAGCUAACCUCAUAGAAACACACCUUAUGGCUUUUGAGAUCUACUACAGGAAAGACAAGCUGCUUCUGAUGCUACAAUCUAUCAAGAGAGCUUGCGCAGUGGACAGAUUGAAUCCCAAGCUACAUGAGUGUAUAGUUAAGUUUUGUAAAAAAGUGAAUGAGAGACUAGAGCAACAACAUGAAGCAGUGCGAACCAUUCUACAACAAGAAGUUCAGCUUCUACUUGAAGGUCAAGACAUUGUACAAUACAACAAGUCCUUUACAGAUUCUCACCUUUCAUCCCAAACACAUAGAAUAUCAGGUGCUCUAAGUAUGUACUUCCUCGAUCCUACCAAGAAGGAUGAAGCAAUCUCGUUAGCUACUCACCUAGGAGACAACCUUUCAAAUAGAAAUACUCAGAAUUGCAUCCGGGUCCUGGAGCUUCUCCAGUCGGACUUGAAGUGUGAAUCGAUGGCUUCCGAAUACAAGACACGAUGCCAUGAGCUGUUCCCUUAUGCAAGCGCUUUCCAACCACCAAAGAUGAACCACACCAUGGAGAACGAUGAUGAAAGUGUCGUCGAAGAAGAGAAGAUGAAUUCCAACGAUGGCUCACCCACUACCAACAACAUUUCCCCAAGGUCAAAUGACAUAGAGCUCUCCUGCAACUCAACAGGGGAUAACUGAUGUUCUAACUUAUCCUUGAUGCCAUGCUUGUCAAUUUAUUCACAUUAUCUUCUAGGAAGGGAAGACAUUCUUGAGGUGGUGUAUCACUGCUUGAGUGGUAUUUCAGAGAUGGUGUACUCUGAAAGCAUGUAGAUCAAGCUCCAUCAAUUUGUGAGAUUCUUGAUAAUGCCAUGCAAUACUGAGAAUGGUCUUUAUCUAGGUGGCUGUUUCAUGAAGCUGGUAAAUGAAGAGCCAAAUGUGAGCCUGAAAUUAUUUAUUCCUGGCAUUAAUCAACAGAGGACAGAUCUAAUAAUCUAAUCAAAUUGUGGUAGAUGAUAUCUUAUAUCCUAACAUUGUAUGUUGAUGGUUGGAUUAUCUUCAACAUUAGCUAUGAACGAUUGGAGUCCUCAUGCCAAGACCAUUCGUCAUGUGCAACAUUAUGAUCAGCUUCAUGAAACAGUGACCUAGUUGAUGGUUGAACAGACGUACGAAUUAUAAUUUCCAAUUUUGAUUCAGAGAAAAGCCACAUACAGUUGAAUCAGCCAAUUAUAGUCAACUCUCUUUGGGACCAAAAGAAUCUGUUCUCAUUGGAUGAAUAUCGACAGAUGAUUUGCAUAUUCUGGUCUCGAAUAAUUUUGGGGGUUAGGCGAUGAUUCGACUAAUGGAAGGUUUCCUUGUGCAGACUCUGCUGUACAAUGUGAUGAUAUAUUUAACUUUGAGUUUCUUUGAAAUAUCCAAUAUUUAUUUCCUUCCCUUUCCCUAGCUCUUGUCAUAAGUCAGUAUACAAAUAUACAAUGACACUCAAAGAAUUGGCUAAAAAUAUUCGCAUCGAAGGAACAUCACAUAGUACUAUUCUCUCGAGGGCCAUCAGCUUGAGGGAGAAUAGUACUAUGUGAUGUUCCUGAGUGCGAAUAGUUUUAGUCUGUUCCGAGAGUGGGUCAUUGUAUAUUUGUGUUAUAUCCCUUCUACUCAUACCAUUUUACAGCGAAACGAUUUUUAAUAAGUUGAGCAAUCGUUGAGAAAAUAAUGAGUCUUGCCGUAUGGAUUGUCUUGCACCUGGUUAGUGCAGCUCGCCAAAAGUUUCCCCAGGCAUGCAGUGGAGCAGCGCUCUGCUCGCAUCGCGUCGCAUAGCUCGCGAAUCGCGAGAAAAAAUAAACGUUAAGUUCACUUUUUCCCUAGGGAAAAAAUGGACUAUGCGUGACGUCAGCAAGGAAAGUGAACUAUUUCACGGCAAACGUUUUUCGUAGUAAAACUAUUCUUUUUCUCCUUGUGUACACUCUCAAUACAACAAUCUUAAGUAAGGGAUAUAAUAACUAAUAUGCUAAUUCCACUUUCACAAGAGCUAUACCAGUUUUCAAGAUAGCAGUAUGCAUGAUUCUCAGCACAGUGCCAGAUACUGGGUAUAAAAAAACCAUUGUGUUAGAUUAGUGGAAAAAUUGUUCUUAUAACAAUCUCCUAUUUCCUAAUAUCACAUGUAAAACAUGGUCAUCUAAUGUUAUGAUUAUUCAUAAACUCCACACAUAUUUAAGUAUGAUUAUAUGGAAAUACCUUGCUAUCCUGUGGUGUUUCAUAAAGCUGUUAAUAAAGUUAUGCAUGACUGGAAUAGGUGCCAAGUAAGUGACGAAAGGGUAACCAAGCAUGCGUAAAAUCAUUUGUACAGUGUAACUUAAUAACAGCUUUAUGAAAAUUGUGUGUUGAUGAACCCUUUCAUGGCUGAGAUCUGAAUUGGCCUUGGCAAUGGACCCAUUAAAACUGAUCGAAAAGCCUAGUAUUAGUAAGAAAUAUAGGUUCUGAAACUAUAUGUUAAUGAAAUAUAUUUUGGCUCUACAAAAUGAUAUUUUUUAGGGAAAUUCCUGCCAGUAUUAGCUGUGCCGAGGGACAAUGAAUUCUACUUUCCAGUAUUGUAGAAAUAAUCUGCUCAUGGCUAUUAGAAUUCAGUUGUGUUAUUUAAGAGUUUGAAUUGUAGAAUAUUAAAUAAAAUAGCAAGUUAAUGUGAGUGUUUAUAACAAUCCAAUCCUUGCAAUGUGCCAGUCUAUUUCCACAAGGACAUUUUUUUCAAUCGUAGUGGAAUGAAAUAUUGGUUUAUUAAAUGAGGUACCUACAUGUAAUUUGAGACUAGUGAAUUACCUUUUUUGUAGCUAUUUUCAACUCUCUUAUGGGCAGCUGAAGCAACUAUGAGUUUGGAAAUCACUUUUUACCUUUGAUUAACUCUGUUAGUCUUGCAUCUAGUCUAUGUUGUCUUUAAUGAUAAUGGAAUUCUUAAAUUGGCAACACUGGAAAUUUUAAAAUCAUCCUGUGGUUGUAGAAUCGAUGGGACUGUUAAAGCUCAGAUAUAGCAAUGAGUAGUUGUAGAGUAAUCAACCUUUUGUACGUCCAACCCCCAACUUCCUACAUUCUUACUUCACUUCAUGAAAUACUGAAGUCGUGAGACCUGUUGCACAAACGUUACUAUUAUAGUAACUUGGCCAUCCAAUGGUAACUUCCCUGAAAUCAUUGAUUUUGAUUGGCUGUUGACCAUUGGAUGGCAAAUUACCAUAAUAGUAACUUUAAGGCAACAGGCCCAAGAUCAUUUGAGAGCAUGAAAAAUCAUAACUAGAAAAUAGAUGUAGAUAUCAAUGAAAUUGCCCAGUUAAUAUAUUGGGACUGUAUUUCCUCAGCUCUAUUAUACAGAGAUCUUCAGAUAAGAACUCUUGGUAAUGAUAGCAUUCCAAAAAUAUGAGAACAUCAAAUUAAACUCAGCAACACAAAAUUAUGAGACCUGACAAGUUUUGUCAGAGAUAAAAUUUUAUUUUUUAAGCUGGAUUAAAAUAUCUUUAGUUAUUGUAUUUAGAGAAACUGGCUCAUAAUUGCUUAUUUUCCAGACAGGAAAACUACAAUUUCUUUAGAUAUUGUAGCUACAGAAAGUAUUUAUGUGAUACACCAAAAUUUUUCUCAUUUUAUUUAAGAAAACAGGUACCGUAUUUAUAUAUACAAUCUGAAUAUGACACUGACUCGCCUUUUUUGUACGUUUUGUUCAUUGAUCUGUGACAUCUUAUGAAAUAUUUACUCAAGGCUGCAAUCUGCCUGAAAGACCUACAGUUUUAAUAGAACAUUUAUAAUGUUCAAGUUAUUUAUGUUUUAUUUGUUUUUCUUUAAUUUAUUUAUUUCUCAUUUAAUUUCAUUAUCGUAAAUCCUGACAAGUAUUAUUUUGUAAUCAAGGACAAUUAAGAAUUUUUUUACACAAUAAUAGUAAUAGUUUCUUGGAGAGUUUCAUCAGCAACUGUCAGAGCUGACAACUUUCCUUGACAUUGAUUGGCUGACAAGUACAGUUGCUAUGAUAACUGUCAGAUAAAACAUACUGGACAACUCUUUGAAAUGCUCUUCAGGUCCUGUCUUGGAAAGUCAGCGCUACAAAUUUAACCCUUUGAAAUCAAUGGUAUUGCUAUUAAUAAUCUACAGUAUACAGGCUAAUACAAUUGGUAAACACAUCUGUCUUCAAUCUUAUAGCAUGAUGAAAAGAAGGCCAUGCCCACAUUUGUUUUCUAAUACCACAUUACAUCAAAAUAUCCCGUCUGUUUCUCCCUUGUCAAGAAAUUGAAUUGUAUAGGCCGUCAAUGAGAAAUACAAUCAAUAUUACUGAUUUGAUAUCUUGCUAUCUUUGAUUUAUCAACCUUAAUCUAGGCAUGCAAUAAGCAGAAUUUUAAGGGCUAUAUUAUCUCAGAUAUUGAAUAUACCUCCUUGAAGUAAAUUUAGAAACCCUGAAGAAAGGAAGCCGUCGGUAUACACAAUAUUUUCCGUCACUUGACAAUCUAGGUUUCUGCUUCUUAAAUGAAUUGAUAGAGAUUAAAAAAAUUUGUUGAAAACUUAUGCACUUAUAUAACUUACUCCUGGAUGUAGGAGAUUUACUAUAGAUAAUUGUGUUACCGAAUUACCAGUAUCAGGAAAAGAUUAGUCAAUUGUCAUUUUAAAUUGAUACAUUAUCAGUUUCCAUUGCUCUUUACCCACUCAAUUGCCUGCUUUUGGUAGGAAUUUAGAAUUGACAUGUGAGUGGCUCUUUAUCUUUAUUUUAUUAUCUUUUUUAUACUGGAAGAAAUUGAUUGAUUUCUUUCUACAUUUCUACUAUUUGCCCCUUUACAGGGCUGUCUUGUGUGUUGACUAUAAGAUGGAGAAUGAUUUGUUUACAUCUAAAACUAAAAUUCAAUUUUGCAGUUUGAUAACAAGGAAUUCUUAAUGAAAUUGUGUUUGUUUUUUUUCUUCAAUAUUAUAUUGUACAUGAGAGAAUGUAGCUAUGAUGAAAAUACAA
Lytechinus variegatus (green sea urchin) is the source of this 7058-nucleotide messenger RNA. Its product is annotated as N-alpha-acetyltransferase 15, NatA auxiliary subunit-like. Gene Ontology annotation, cellular component: cytoplasm; NatA complex. The transcript has 19 exons. The record is from RefSeq and is a predicted model, not a curated record. Gene Ontology annotation, molecular function: protein binding; protein-N-terminal amino-acid acetyltransferase activity. The coding region runs from base 140 to 2797 and encodes 885 amino acids. Gene Ontology annotation, biological process: N-terminal peptidyl-methionine acetylation. NCBI's taxonomy places the organism in Eukaryota, Metazoa, Echinodermata, Echinoidea, Temnopleuroida, Toxopneustidae.